Messenger RNA from Rhizophagus irregularis DAOM 181602=DAOM 197198, 1119 nucleotides. The record is from RefSeq and is a predicted model, not a curated record. NCBI's taxonomy places the organism in Eukaryota, Fungi, Glomeromycota, Glomeromycetes, Glomerales, Glomeraceae.
UGAACACGUUUUUUACAAUACCUCAACAACCGAACACGACUCUUACUUGGUUGAGAACUGGGAUACAGAAACCCUUAUCGAUUUUUUGAAAGAACAGAACCUCAAGCUUGACGAUAAAAAACACUAUGACGUUCUCCGCAAUAGAGAAAUCGAUGGACAGGUCUUUAUCGACAUGAGCAAGGAAGAUUUUAUGCAAGCAGGGUUGGAAAUGGGACCGGCUAUGAAACUUGCAAAAGAGGCUAAGACCCUCAAAGAAAAGCCGAAGCGUGCGUUCUCCUCGUACAAAAGUUUGAAAGAAGUGUUGAAAAAUUAUGGUCUCGAAAGUGAGGGCACGGAUACCAUCCCGAUUUUUUCCCUACAAACCCACGAAAUUCAAGACACUGAUAAGCAUUUCGAACAUUGUAUGGAUAAUAUUUUGUUCAGGAUGAAGCACUAUGGUUCUUUGGUUUUAGAUAGCUUGGAAUCCAUGCGCAAUGAAUACGUUUCGACUAUACUUCAUACAUCCCUCCAUAUCGCAGGAGAUCUCACGAAGAAGGAAUUUAGUAUGAGGCCAGAGUUUGAAAUAAUCAGGGAAGAGAGUUCCGGGCGAGUCGAUUAUGCAAUAAAGGAGGCUGAGAACCUUAUUUGUGUGACAGAGGACAAGGUCCAGCGUAGUAUUCUCGAAGGCUUCGCCCAAAAUAUAAAGCAACUCGAAAGUUCGUACGAAACGAAUAAGAGAAAAAGAAAACGAGAUGGUGAUGAUGAUUUCGAUUAUCUCUAUGGUAUCAUCACCUCGGCCAGGGAUUGGCAUUUUUUGCUAUAUUCUCCGGGUGAAAUUUCUCAGGCGAGUGAAGUCCCCGUUACUAUCGAAUUUAACAAGAAGGCCUUGGAUAAAGACUCCGAGGAAUAUCAAACGUUGCGAAGUGGCGUGAAAAAGGUGUUGGGUGUAGUAGUAGGAUAGGGCAUGUGCAGAAGACGAUUCCCCCUCAAAGAAAAAGGCUAGAAUAGAGGAGUAUCGCUCGAAAAAAUAAUCAUGUAAAAUAGUCCGCCAUCAUUAGCAUAGAAACGUCAUGUAUCACGGGCACAGUCCCGAACUUUGUAUUUAUUUUUCGCAUGUAAUAAUAAAAAAUUUUUCUUGGC